Molecule: messenger RNA, 585 nt
Organism: Pimephales promelas (fathead minnow)
Lineage: Eukaryota; Metazoa; Chordata; Actinopteri; Cypriniformes; Leuciscidae
Source: RefSeq, a predicted model, not a curated record
CUAUCUAUCUAUCUAUCUAUCUAUCUAUCUAUCUAUCUAUCUAUCUAUCUAUCUAUCAUGUGAGAGAGGAAUAAACAAUAAACAUGAUCACAGCGCCCUCUGCUGUUGUUAUUGUUGAAAUACAGUGUUUGGUGACGUCACAUCAUGGCGCGACACUUACUGUCUGUAAACUUCAUGUUUUGGUUCACUCGAGGAUAUAAGAACAGUCAGCGACUCCUUAAACACACAUGUUGUGGAUCCGACGCCUCGAAUCUGUGUGUGACUCACGACAGACUGAAUCAGCGUUUCACAAUCACUCUCGACUGCGACGGAGCAGCGAGUAGUGCAGUGCUGAAGUACACUAUCACUCAUGAUCAGCUGGUGGAGUUGAUGUCUACUGAGGUCCCUCAAUCUCACAGGGGUAAAGGUGUUGCUGCACACCUGGCGAAGGCGGCUCUGGAUUUCGUUGUUGAAGAAAAUAUGAAAGCGAGGAUCUCCUGUGGUAGGCUACAUUAGGAAAUAUGUGGAUGAAAAUCAACAUCUUGGAUACCAGGCUCAUAUUGAAGAUCAAUAAAGGCAGAAUCAAACCUUAUUUAUCAGAUUUUA